ACGGGUAAUCAGACGCCCUGGUGUGCUGGGCUGACACUUGGGGGACAGUGGCCACUGCUCUUGUGAUUGUGGAACAGAGACGGCUGCAGGAAGUACCCAGUUCAAUUGGAGAAUUAAAACGACACCUACACAGAGCCAUUCUUUGACUUUUCUUCUUCAGGACUCAUGUUUUCACAUCUUUCCUUUGACUGUGUCCUGCUGUUGCUGCUACUACUUACAAGGUUUUUGGAAGGGGAAUACACAGCUGAGGUGGGUCAGAAUGCUUAUCUGCCCUGCACCUACUCUCCACCCACCUCUGAGGAUCUCGUGCCUGUGUGCUGGGGCAAGGCAUCCUGUCCUGUGUUUGAAUGUCACAGUCUGGUGGUCAGCACCGACGGAAGGAACUUGAAAUAUCAGAUAUCCAGCAGAUAUCAGCUAAAGGGGCAUUUAUACAAAGGAGACGUGUCCUUGAUCAUAGAGAAUGUGACUUUAGCCGACAGUGGGACCUAUUGCUGUCGGAUCCAAUUCCCAGGCCCAAUGAAUGAUAAAAAAUCAAACCUGGAGUUGGUCAUCAAACCAGCCAAGGUCACCACUGCUCGGAGUCCCUGGAGAGACUUCACUGCAGCCUUUCCAAGGAUGCUCACCACCAAGGGACAUGGCUCAGAGACACAGACACUGGAGACCUGCCAUGAUAAAAAUCAAACACAAAUACCCACAUUGGCUAAUGAGUUACAAGACUCCGGCGCCACCACCAGAAUGGGCGUCUACAUCGGAGCAGGGGUCUCUGCUGGGCUGGCUCUGGCUCUUAUCUUUGGUGCUUUAAUUCUCAAAUGGUAUUCUCAUAGCAAAGAGAAUUUACAGAAUUCAAGCCUCAUCACUUUGGGCAACCCCUCUCCCUUAGGGUUAGAAAAUACAGUAGCAGAGGGGAUGCGCUCGGAGGAAAACAUCUAUACCAUUGAGGAGAACGUAUAUGAAAUGGAGGAUCCGUAUGAGUAUUACUGCUACGUCGACAGUGAGCAGCAAUCCUGACAACCUCUGAGUUGUCACCUUUCAACGCCAUCAGAUCCAACUACUUCAUUUUUGAGCUUGGUCUUGUCUUUGAAAACUAUGAAAUAUGUCAGCUGA
Molecule: messenger RNA, 1104 nt
Organism: Ceratotherium simum simum (southern white rhinoceros)
Lineage: Eukaryota; Metazoa; Chordata; Mammalia; Perissodactyla; Rhinocerotidae
Gene: HAVCR2
Product: hepatitis A virus cellular receptor 2
Biological process (GO): regulation of transcription by RNA polymerase II
Cellular component (GO): mediator complex
Source: RefSeq, a predicted model, not a curated record